UAUGCUCACAGAGCUAGAUGCUGCUCUGCCUGAUCUGCUCAGCCCUCUGUCUAUGCUCAGAUGCACGUUCCCAGAGGUAGCCGGGGUGGAUAAGGAAGAAACUUCUCUAAAUCCUAGACCUUAGAAAUGGAAAAUACAUAUUAGGAGCUGAAGCCUUAGCUAUUCCUCAGCAGCUGGGCAGGGUCAGAGCACCUGAAGCAUAGGAUCCCCAGUGGCUGUCUCCAAAACAUACACACUUUUGGGGAGGGUUAUUUUGGGGAUCAACUCACUGCUCUCUCUUUUUCAUUUCAUUCUGAUAGUCGGAGUGGCUCAGGAUGGCCUGCUAGCCAGAGGUGGUUACAUUUUUCUUUUGAACAGAUACAUCUGAACUAGCUGUGCACAGGAGAUUCCGGUUAGAGUUAAUAAACAGUGCGGAGAGGAGAGUCAGCUCAUGGCCAUUCAGUAAAACUGCCUUAAAUCUUUCUGGGUGAGGGUUGCUGGCUUCUGCUUUGGUAUAGAAGGCUGCUCCAGCUGAAGAAAAGGAGGAGAAAGGAAAAAGACAAUGGGGUUGCCCUUGCCUGGGAAUAGCAAACCUUUCAUCCAGCUCUGGAACAGGCUCAGACACAAGUUACAGGGCAAAAAAUCCUGGGCUCGGCGUCUGGAUGAAAUUCACCUGCUGCAGCAGAAAAGAAUAUGGGAGUCUCCACUUCUCCAGGCUGCCAAGGAGAACAAUCUCCGGGCCAUCAAGAAACUGAUCUCUGAUGGCACCUGCGAUGUCUAUCAAAGAGGUGCAGUAGGAGAAACAGCUCUUCAUGUGGCUGCCUUGUAUGAUAAUAUGGAGGCUGCUCAGGCUCUGAUGGAGGCAGCUCCAGAACUCAUUAAUGAGAUGAUGACAUCGGAGCUAUAUGAAGGGCAGACAGCUCUGCAUAUCGCUGCAGUGAAUCAGAACGUAAAUCUGGUGAAGGCUUUGCUCAAGAAGGGGGCCAAUGUCUCCAGCCCACGGGCCACUGGACUCUUCUUCAGGCGCAGUGCUCAUAACCUUAUCUACUUUGGGGAGCAUGUUCUAUCAUUUGCUGCCUGCAUGGGGAGUGAGGAGAUCGUGCGGUUGCUCAUUGAAAAUGGAGCUGACAUCAGAGCACAAGACUCUCUGGGGAACACUGUUCUCCACAUCCUUGUUCUCCAGCCCAACAAGACUUUUGCCUGCCAAAUGUACAAUCUGCUUCUCUCCUAUGACAAGAGUGAUGGGAGUCUGGGAACCCUGGACUCAAUUCCAAACAGUGAGGGGCUCACUCCAUUCAAACUGGCUGGAGUGGAAGGCAACACUGUGAUGUUUCAGCACCUCAUGCAGAAACGAAAGCACACACUAUGGACUUUUGGCCCUGUGACUUCUGUCCUCUAUAACCUCACAGAAAUUGACUCCUGGGGUGAAGACCAGUCCUUCCUGGAGCUUGUUGUCUCAACCAAGAAGAGAGAGGCCCGUCAGAUUUUAGACCUGACACCUGUGAAGGAGCUGGUGAGCCUGAAGUGGAAUAUGUAUGGACAUCCCUAUUUCUGUUUCCUGGCAUUGUUCUACGUUCUGUACAUGAUUUGCUUCACCAUGUGCUGUGUUUACCGACCUCUGAAAGCUCGAUCAGAAAACAAAACAAAUGACAGAGACAACACCAUCUACGUCCAGAAAAUGCUGCAGGAAUCCUAUGUGACAUAUGAGGAUGAGCUCAGGCUGGUCGGGGAGCUGAUCACAGUAAUUGGAGCUGUAGUGAUAUUGAUCCUGGAGAUUCCAGAUAUCCUUAGAGUUGGAGCCACCAAGUACUUCGGACAAACCAUCCUGGGAGGACCGUUCCACGUCAUCAUCAUCACCUAUGCCUGUAUGAUCCUGGUGACCAUGGUGAUGCGUCUCACCAGCACCACUGGAGAGGUGGUCCCCAUGUCCUUCGCCCUGGUGCUGGGCUGGUGCAAUGUCAUGUACUUUGCACGAGGCUUUCAGAUGCUGGGACCCUUCACCAUCAUGAUUCAGAAGAUGAUAUUUGGAGACCUCAUGCGCUUCUGCUGGCUCAUGGCAGUGGUGAUACUUGGCUUUUCAUCAGCCUUUUACAUAAUCUUCCAGACAGAGAAUCCCACAGAGCUGGGCCAGUUCUACAGCUAUCCCAUGUCUCUGUUUACCACCUUCGAGCUCUUCCUCACCAUCAUUGACGGGCCUGCUAACUACAGCGUGGACCUGCCCUUCAUGUACAGUGUGGUGUACUUUGCCUUCGCUGUCAUUGCCACCCUCCUUAUGCUCAACCUGCUCAUCGCCAUGAUGGGUGACACCCACUGGCGCGUGGCCCACGAGCGGGACGAGCUUUGGAGAGCACAGGUUGUUGCCACUACUGUCAUGCUGGAACGGAAACUCCCACGAUGCCUCUGGCCUCGCUCUGGGAUCUGUGGACGGGAGUAUGGACUAGGGGACCAGUGGUACCUCAGGGUAGAAGACAGGGUCGAUCCCAACAAGCAAAAGAUGCAUCGUUACACAGAAGCAUUUAAGACCCAGGAUAAAGAGAACUUUGACAAAUACUCAGAGAACCUGGAUGGGGAGAUCCCCUACAAGAAGGACCUUGCUCCUUCAGUUGCUCCUUCAGUGUCCCGGAGCACAUCCCAGAGCAGUUCCCACCGUGGCUGGGAGAUCCUGAGGCGUACCACCUUCAGACAACUUCAAGGGGAAGUCAACCAUGCCAUGGAAGAGGAGGAGAUCUACCAUGUCUGAGACACAUCUCUUCUGACUCCACAACAUGGAUGCCCUGUGCUGAACCAAUUACCUUCUCCAGAUGCCAGUGGAAACUCCAGUAUGGACACCAUUCUCCAUAGCUAUUAAGAGCUCUCCAGAUGCAACAGGAAUGCUCCAUGCUGCAGAUGGACACUGCUGCCCAAGUCUCCUCUCCCCCUCUUCCAUGUGUCCUUGUUGCUGUGUUGGCUAGGAGCUGAGUUGAGGGAUUUGGUAUUUGUCCAGCUCUGUAACAGCUGGCAUUCAAGAAGCUGCCAGAUGUCCCUCCCUGAAGAAAGACAAACCUUUAUUAGUGGCAUUUUCCACAGUGCUACUCUAGGAGGGACUGAGUGUUUUUCUGCCAUAUGAAUGCACUUUAAUCAUAUUUGUUACAGAAAUGUGACUGAUGGUUUCCUAAGGAUAUGUCACACGUUCUGUGCUGGGACUUUUACCCAGUUUUAAGAGGGUGCAGGGGCUGGUGCGAGGACUCCCUAAAGAAAUUCCAGGUGAAUUGGUCCCGAGCCGUGUUUCCGAUGGAAAAGUAGAAGUCUCUGGCUCAUGGUCUGAUAUCUGCCUGCUGUUAUCUUUGCUGUGUUGAGACUGUAGGCUUGCAGGUCCCUGUCUUCAUGGAGAUCAGUGGCGCAGCUGUGGGCCUGCUGUGGUGAGGCAUGCCAGCUCCAGCUCACCCUGUGCUAUGUCAUGAGGGGGAAGGGGGAGCUAUCUGGCCACUGUCAAUCAACAUGGGAAGCAAGUGCUGGGUGAGACACAGUGGAGGUAUUGCUAGGCAACUUGGAAACAAGUCUUGUCUCUUUUAACAACAUAUAAUGAUACCUGGUCCACAAGUGACUCUGAUUCAUCCACAUGGUCCCUCACUCCAGGUUCAGUGCUUUUUCACCUCUUCCUUUAGUUCUCUGCCAGGACCUCCCUUCAGGAAAUUGACUACAGGGAAGAAAUGAGGUGCCCUUUUGGAGGGCCUCAUGCCCUCAGCAACUCACAGUGUAAUCCCAAUAGCAGAACUAAUUGGAAUGCAAUUUAUAGCCUGACAUUUCCUCUGUAACAGGCCCUGUUAGUCAAACUCUGUGUCUAAGGGGAACCCAAAGGUAGCUUGCUUGCAUUAGACCCUACCAUUGUAACAGGACAUCGUUUACUGCUCAUGGGAUCCAGAAUCAAGGAGCGAAGGAACAGAAACUAGUGGCUUUCUUAUUAAUUGUGUUAUUCCCACCCUUCACAGAAACUAUCCCCUGCAUGGGACUGGUGCAGACUUUAGUGCCAUAUCCAAAUGCAUGGCCUUUGAGGUUAUGUGCAUUUUAAUUAUAUGUACUAUUUCCCCCCUACUUGAAUGUGCGCUUGAGUCCUAAGGAGGAGAUUUUCCCCCUUGGGUUAAGAUGAAUGCUUGUAUUAGAUAUACUGUGAUUAAUUGAAGUCAUGUGAGUUGGUCUUCUUUUCAUCUCUUUACUCCCAGCCCAUCCUGUUGAACCACAGGGAUUUGCACUAAAUGUUUAUGAAAAUGGGAAAUAUGUGAUUUUGCACAUGUACCAAAACUGUGAAUUGUUGCUGUAAUUGUAAUUUGAUUUCCUUAAUCAAUGGAGGAGAGAAGGGAAGGGGGUUGGUGGAGUCUUCCUUAAUCUUUCCACAUCUGCCUGCGCUCUUCAACAAGUUGGAAAUCUGACUGAGAAGCAAUUAAGAUGGAAUACCAUGAGGUCAUUUUUACCUAGCAAUUCCCAGUUGUGAUUGGCUUUAUUUGCAAAUCAAAAAAUGAUUGUUCCAAGUGUCAGCUGUGCAUUUUCUGUCUCUGGUGUCACCAUAAUCACGCUUUAAACUUUUAGUGCCAAUAUCUCUUCUCACUUACGCCUGCACAAUUUCAUUAAAGCCAUUUGGAUUGCACAGGAGUAAAUGAGAGUAGACUCCAGUUGGCCCUGUGUGUUCGUAAAGACUCAGUAGCCAAAACUGGUGCCCCAGGGACAAGACAAGUGAGAUCAGUAGGUGUAAAACCUCUAUGAAUUGUUGUUCCUGUUACUUUUAAAUUCUGUACAAAAAAUGGGGUUGAAAUAUAGACCAAUGUGAUUGGUUCUGCUGUUUUUCACUAUGACAUUAACUGGAGCUACUUUG
Dermochelys coriacea (leatherback sea turtle) is the source of this 4825-nucleotide messenger RNA. Its product is annotated as transient receptor potential cation channel subfamily V member 6-like. Bases 542 to 2719 code for a protein of 725 amino acids. NCBI's taxonomy places the organism in Eukaryota, Metazoa, Chordata, Testudines, Dermochelyidae. Gene Ontology annotation, biological process: calcium ion import across plasma membrane. Gene Ontology annotation, molecular function: calcium channel activity; protein binding. Gene Ontology annotation, cellular component: membrane. The record is from RefSeq and is a predicted model, not a curated record. The transcript is spliced from 15 exons.